Molecule: messenger RNA, 408 nt
Organism: Brassica oleracea var. oleracea
Lineage: Eukaryota; Viridiplantae; Streptophyta; Magnoliopsida; Brassicales; Brassicaceae
Exons: 1
Coding region: 1-408 (135 amino acids)
Source: RefSeq, a predicted model, not a curated record
AUGGGAGUACCGAAGUACUUUCUUGGAGUUGAAAUGGCUACUCAUCCUGAUGGAGUCUUUUUUCACCAGAAUACGUAUGUAAAGGAGAUUCUUAAUGUUGCAGCCAUGACAAACUGCAAUCCUAUGCCUACACCACUUCCUCAACGUAUUGAGGAUCUUGAUCCUCGACUGUUCCCGGAGCCCACAUACUUUUGGAGUCUUGCUGGCAAGUUACAAUACUUGACAAUCACCAGACCGGACAUCCAAUACGCUGUGAACCUUAUAUGUCAAAUAAUGCAUGCUCCAACCAUGGCUGACUUCUGUUUACUCAAGAGGAUCUUACGGUAUCUCAAAGGAACACAACACCUUGGUUUACACAUCAGGAAGGAUUCAAACCUCUCCCUCUUGGCUUAUUGUGACAGUGACUAG